AUGUUCUAUAUACUUGUCGUCGGGUUUGUUGCUUUCAUCUCAUCGAGCGGAGCGUCGGAUUUACAAACGUAUUUCAAUUUAAUUGAUCAAAAUCACGAUGGAAAAGUAUUUAGUGAUGAGCUUUUCGUCUUUUUCAACACAUUUUAUGAAGAGAAACCAGACCAAGGAACACUCUCACUACUGAAAGCCAAGCAAAUCGAAAAUCAUAUCGUCAAAAAAUUCAAUCAGAAUUCUACGAGGAAUUAUCUAACUCUUUUCGAUCUCGAGCGUCGCUUCGUUGAUCUCUAUGCUCUACAAAACCAAUUUCCGACCUUCCUAUUCAAUGGUUACGAACCAGAACAAGUUCACUUAUCCUACACUCAUAAUAUUUUUAAUGAAAUGUAUGUUUCCUUCGUUACACGCGAACAUCCGUCUUCAAAUCUUCGGCCCAUUGUUCAAUAUUGUGAGAAGAACUGUCUCGCGAUUGGCGAAACAACUACAUAUAAUGUCGACAAUUGGCAUUAUUGGAUUCAUCAUAUUUACAUCAAAGAUCUCGAGCCGGGUAUGAAAUAUAACUAUAAACUUGGCUUUAUCGAACCGGAUAAUGUUACCAUUCGUCAUCUGUACUCCAGUGAACAUUGGACAUUUCAAACAUCGUCCUCAUUGGAAAAGCAAAGCACAGAAAUCGUGUACAUCUAUGGCGAUAUGGGAACGAUCAUGCCGUUAGGUUUCGAAGUAACCAAGUCGAUUAUUGAAGAUUUCAAUAAGAAAAAGAACGAACGUGCAAAUUACGUUGUUCAUGUAGGUGAUAUUGCCUAUGCUGGCACCGGUGGCGAAAUGGAAGUGCAAACAAUUUGGGAUCUAUUCAUGAAUCAAAUUGCUCCUAUCGCCAGUCAAAUUCCAUAUAUGACAGCAACGGGCAAUCAUGAGAAGUAUUAUAAUUAUACCAGUUAUAAAACGAGAUUCUUCAUGCCGUCGAAGACGAAUCCAACAGCAUUGGAGAAAGAUGGCAAUUUUUAUUUUACCCUAGAAACCAAUCUUGUUCAAUGGAUCUUUCUUUCUACUGAACACGAUUACACACCUGGAUCAUUACAGCGAACAUUUCUGGAUAAUUUUCUCGAAGAAUUUCAACAAAAAUGGCAAGGAAAACAACGGCCAUGGUUAAUCAUUGUUGGACACCGACCAAUGUAUUCAUCCGAUCAAGCAACUGACUCUGGUCGAUUACAGGAACAAAUUGAAUCAGUAUUAAUUCAAAAUCGUGUUGAUCUCGCUGUUUGGGGGCAUAUGCAUUGUUAUGAACGAACAACACCGGUCGAAUAUAAUCGUUUUACUGAUAAAGAACAUUUCUCAGCCGAUGGUAAACUUUAUCAACAUAACGCAACGGAAACAAGUCCAAUUCAUUUAACAAUCGGAACAGCAGGGGCAUGGAUCAAUGAAAAAUGGAUACCGAAACCAGAAUGGUCUCAAACACGCUAUCAGAGAUACGGUUUCGGCAAACUUUUUCUUUACAAUCGGACGCAUUUGGAAUUUCAUUCGGUUUCAAUUGAUAAAACAUCUUCUGACGAAGAUGAUAGUUUUAUGAUUAUCCGACAGUUUUGA
Molecule: messenger RNA, 1578 nt
Organism: Adineta ricciae
Lineage: Eukaryota; Metazoa; Rotifera; Eurotatoria; Adinetida; Adinetidae
Source: the annotation of a GenBank genome assembly